Molecule: messenger RNA, 3019 nt
Organism: Porites lobata
Lineage: Eukaryota; Metazoa; Cnidaria; Anthozoa; Scleractinia; Poritidae
Source: the annotation of a GenBank genome assembly
AUGCAAGGGGAAAGAAUCCUCAAAUCACUUUUAAACGGACAGACAGGUGGUCUUUAUGAGGAUACGAAGGUAAGUUGAACAAUUACAAACUUAGCUGGUUGCUAAAUUAUUUUACUAAGCUGUAAAAUUAUGGUAGCUUAAUUAAGGACACUUUGUAGCUCAGUUAUCGGGCGGUAAACGGUAAAACUUACCGUGUGAAGCAACACUUCGUACCGCCUGCAACUGCUUGAAGGUUUACUACAGCUAAACAAGUAGUUUAAAAAAAUACGCAAGUUGUUAUCCGAUCUGAUCAAGAAAAUGAAUGAAUAUAUGGAAAAGUAGCUUUUUUAUGGGCCACGGUCAUUUUGGAAAGAGAACAUUGCAGACAGAGUAAGAUUUUGGGGAUCAAAUGUUUUAAAAUGUUAUCUAGAGAUAACAACAGAGGAUUUGCGAAAAAAAAGGGAGUUUUAAAAUGAGGGAAUGACGUUUCAAAGAACUUAGCUCCUCCUAGGGUGGGGCCAUGUUGCUCACCCCACUACCCGUCUCCCCCUAGGAAAGUGCACCUCUGGGACAUAGUUUUUGCCUUACCGGCCAUGAAUGGUUGCUUACCUGCUAAGCUAGAAUUUAGGGAGAACACUGAGGAUUUGUAAGGCUACUCACUUUCAAAAACGUUUCGUUGAAGAAAAAUUUAGUUCAUUCAAAGCAAGCGUCUUGUUACACUCUUCAAUUGCAAGAAUCGCACGGAUCUACAUGAGCAGGUUAUAGAAAGAGUGCCACUUGAAAGCGAACAUUACACUUAUUUUAGACGUCUUUUUUGUCAAAGCCUCUCAUUUUUCUUAACUCCAUGUUUUCAAAUGGGUAAAACAUUCACCCUUGAUAUGUUGUUUUUAAUAUUGUUUGAUGGAACUUGCAGAAUUAUCUUGCUUCACUGCAACGUCCGCUAAAGAACAAAAAUGGCUGCCAAGCAGGAGGCAAAGCUACAGAGGAAACUGUAUCAAAGUACGCCGUGUUUUGUACCAAGUUCCUAAGGUGUGCUAUAGAGACCUUGAAAAAUGUGAAAGCCAAGGGAAAUGACGUUAUUGAGGUCACAGAUGCCUUGAAACUAGGUAAGAUGAAGCAUGUGAACAUCUUUAGUUGCUGUUUGGGAGUAAGGUCUUUUCUGAGUUCCUAAAAUAAGCUUAAUGCUUACUCUUAAAAUGGGACCAGCUUCAAAACCUUACUAAUGAAAAUGAGUUUUAUUUAUAACACACACACACACUUAACACACAUACUUUAUUAUUAUUAAUAAUCUACUUUUACAUAAAGUCCAUUUCCGCCCGCAAAUAGCAGGUGCUAGUCGAGGCAGGCGGAGAUGAUAGGUACAGCAGUCAGUAAUAAAUGACAAAUAAAUAGAUGAAUAAAUAAAUGAAUGAAUAACUAGAUAUAUAUAAAUGAAAUGAAGCUUAAACAUAAAUUAAUAACAUUUACAAAAUCAACUACUUGAAACUUGAAAAAUUAACUGCGACACUAAAUUAAGAUAUGUAUACUUUAUAAAUUAAACUCUGUUGCUCGAUAGUUAGCUAUUUUUGAAGCAGAAUGGGCGAUUCAACAUAAUUGUCCUCAGCCGCUAAUGACGAAAAUAGCAUGGCAUUGAUAUGUGUUUUGAAAGCUGUCUUGGGGAGGUGGCGAAGUUCAUCGCAUAUUGAGUUCCAAAGCUUAGCUCCGAACCUAGCAAAAGAACUAUGGUUUUGAUUCAGUCUCGAUCGGUUAAUAUAAAAAUCUCGUGAUUAUGCUUUUCAUUAGCUUUAAUGAAAAGAUUACUAAUGUUGGUGGGAACAGUUAGACAAGAGACGUCAAACAUUAUUGAGGAAACUGUUUCAACGUAUAACAUAUUUAAAGAAAGGAUUUUUGAGGAGGUAAAUAAAGGCACCGCAUGUGCUCUGGGUUCAGAAAAAUACAUCAAUCGAAGGACACAUUUUUGUAGCACAAGGAUUUUUUGUAAAUGGGAUUUAGCAGCUUGACCCCAAGCAGCCAAGCCAUAGGAUAGGUAGGGUAGUAUCAAAGACUGAUAAAUACUUAAUAGAGUGGUAAAAGGGACGAGGUACCGAAGAUGCGCAAUAACUCAAUUAAUUCUACUUAUUUUUAGUGCUACAUUGUCAAUGUGGUAUUUCCAGCUCAAAUGACUAUCCAGUAAGACACCCAGAUAUUUUACAUGAUCCUUACACUCAAGGGAAGUAAGAAUGAGAUUACUAUUAUCAAACAUUAGAAUAUUGUUCGAAUGGUCCAUCUUACGUUAGUGAGGACGAAAGAUAACAAAGUCUGGUUUUUUAGCAUUUAAUGUUGGCUUAUUUGCAUUGAGCCAAUCCGAGACUCUGACCAGUUCGUUAUUGGCCAAUUUUUCAAGAGAUUUAAGAUUUUUGUCAGCAUUCAACAACUUUGUGUCAUCUGCAAAAACGUAAAACGAAAAUCUCGCUGAAGAAUAAAACUUUACAGCCUACUUAUGGUCUGGGACUCCCAGGUACAUACAACACAUUUCACAGUGGAAAGAAAUAGCAUUUUCAGCAUGGUGUAAGCAGGGCACAACAAAGUGCUAUCUGAUAAUCCAGAGCCAGUAAGGCUUAAAUAUGGGUCAAAUAUAAGUUGUCUGAUAAGCAAACCACAUUUGCUUUAAAUGUGAGAUUAAUGGAGAGCUAUAAAGUUAAUGUAACUUGCAAAUUGUUUUGUUCAUAUUUCAGUGGGAACACCUCUCAACAACACUUUAUCACUCCAUCAUGGAAACUACCUGAAGUUUAUUCCUUCAGUAGAUCAGCUUGCUAAAACACUUUACCUUUUGACCUUAUUGUUGCUCAGCUCAUUGCCAAGGCACAGUUUGAAAGGGCUCUGGAUCAUGCUAAUGACCUCUAUAAAUUCAUCCAGCUUCUUAAGGCAUGGAAGAGGUAUGACAAGGAAAUUGGAUCACUUUGUUUACGUUCAUCUGAUUUGUUACUUCAAGGAGCUGGGAAGCUUGAGGAGGCAAAAGAACCUCCAGGGGAACGACCAUCACACUUGUGUGUUGUGUUAG